This is a messenger RNA of Cheilinus undulatus (humphead wrasse), 1438 nucleotides long. RefSeq lists its product as uncharacterized. The transcript is spliced from 6 exons. Lineage: Eukaryota; Metazoa; Chordata; Actinopteri; Labriformes; Labridae. The coding region runs from base 87 to 638 and encodes 183 amino acids. The record is from RefSeq and is a predicted model, not a curated record. Gene Ontology annotation, cellular component: membrane.
CAUGAUGUCUAAAGAGUGAGGUGCAUGUUUGAGACGGUGUGGGUGAAAUAGAGUCUCUUCAAGCCAAACCUGAUCAGAAGUACACCAUGGCCUGUGCAGAUGUCGAUAUGGAAAUCCAGGGAGAAGAAAUGGAGCCCCUCAGAGCUGGGAGGAGAGAGGCACCAAUAGUGCGACAUUACCAAGCCUCAGAGUUGUUGCCACAACCCAAAGGACCGCUGCAUGAUCUGCUGAAGAAACAGCCUGCUGUGCUGGGGUCUCUGCAGAUGAUGAGCGGUCUCCUUAGUGUUGGAGUGGGAUUUAUUUUUGCCACAACUCAGGAUAUGAGCCAGUCUCUGUGCACCCUGUUCAGAGUUUCCCACCUGACUGGAGCACUUUUCAUUUUCGCUGGUGUUGUUUCCAGCCUGUUGUCCAGAUUCCCAGAACUGCUGCAAACAUCCCUCAGGGUUAACUGUGGCUGCAUUAUCGUAGCUGUAACCGCAGCUUGUCUGAUCAGCGUCGACCUGGCUCAGUGGAAUCAACAAAAUGAUCAGCACCUCAAGAUGGAGAUGUUGGAGCUGUGUGUGCUGGGCCUUGAGGUUUUGCUCUCUGUCAUCCUCUGCUUCUGGUUCUUAAAAGAAAAACGUGCCAAAUCUCAAUAAUCAAACUGUUGACUGAAAUAUCUGAGAACACUUUUGUGUUUGUAUGUACAGUAAAGGAUCAGGCAGAUGUAUGCUACAAUGAGUAUUUUUUAUGCUGUUAUGUGUGUAAAAUGUGGCUUUCCACUUCAUCUAGAUUGCCUAUAUUGAUGUCAAAAAUACUGCUGCACUGCACAGGCCGUGGUCUGUGUUUAAUCUAUGACACGGACUUAGAGCAAUGGGGACUUGUGGUGAACAAAUGUCAGCUUUUCGCAUGUGAAAGAAAAACCACUUCUUCUUCCUCCGUUUCUGGUGUCAAACGAUAACAGUCACGUAGUGUUGAUUAGUGUGCAGAGAGGUAGGGUCUGUGUGUGUGGUUUUACACUCAUGAGUGGUUAUCAGUGGAAAUAUCUGAAAAUUCUUCUCAGCUGCUUUCACAUGCAGCAAGCUUCACUUUAAACCUCACUGACUGGAAAUACUUUGAAUGUGGAAAAAGAAUGAAAGAACAUGUUUUGACCAUUUUUAAUCAUCUGUACAAAUUUGAAACAACAACGUGCUGACAAAAAACAUAUAAAGGUACAAGAAGUCUGACUUUAUCUGCCUGCUAAUGUUUUUUCAUGUUUGUUCCGUAAAAUACACAAUAAAAAACUCAUCUACAAUAUAAACAAAGAUUUAUACCUACAACAGUUCAUUAAAACAAAUUUACAGAGCAUUGACGUACCAUCAUGUUUAUGUGUACAAUUUUAAAUGUAUAGAAACAAAUGUCAUGUCUAUUGUGCUUCUUCCAUUAAAUUCUUAGUGCUUGGACACUGGACUCCUUUGUU